CCUUCGUGCGGCCGCGGCGGCGGGGCCAUGGCCGGGGCCGGGGCCGGGGGCCGCGCGGAGCCCCCCCGAGAGCGUCGGGCCCCUCUGGGAAAAGAGAGAGAAGCAGCCGAAGCCGAGGAGCCGCGGCAAAGCCAGGAGCUGCUGAGCCGGACGGCAGCCGAGAGGCAGAAGAUGGUCUGGGAGUGGCGGGAUCUGCGAGGGUUUCUGGCGGAGCAGGAGCAGCGGCUGCUGUCCCGGCUGGAAGAGCUCGAGAGAGCCAUUGCCCAGAGAAGGGAUGCGGGCGCCUGCCGAGUGUCCCGGGAGAUUUCCCUGCUCGGGGAGCGGGGAGGAGAGAAGGGGCAGCCGCUGAGCCCACCCCUGCAGGGUGCCGGGAGCAGUGGGAGCAGGGAGGACGGGGCGUUUCGGGAGCCGGAGCCGGGGUUUGCAGAGCUGGAGAGGAGGCUCAGCGAUUUCUCUCUGACAAGUGCCGUCCUGCAGCAGGUCCUGCGGGGAUUCAAAGAGACGCUGCGACGGGAGCUGGGGAGCGACGCAGGCUGCGGAACGACCUCCCCCUUUGCCUCCGGAUGGGCCCAGCCUCCCAGGGGACGGGGAAGAGCAACGGCUGCCGGGGAGCUGGCUCAGGAGCCGGUGGCCUUCGAGGAGGUGGUUGUGUAUUUCGCCAGGGAAGAGUGGGCUCUGCUGGACCCCGCUCAGCGAGACCUGUACUGGGACAUCAUGCAGGAGAACUAUGAGAAUGUGACCUCGCUGGGGUUUCCAGUUUCCAAACCUGAGGUGAUGUCCCAGCUGAAACAAGGGGAAGAGCUAUGGAUCUCAGAUCUCCAGAGCUCUGAGGAAAGAGGGAUCCUGAGAGGAACCUGCCCAGGAGACGACGGGACGGUGCGUGAGAAGAAGGGGCAGAAUCCAGAGCAGGAAGAUGCUGAGCACGUGGAACUGCACGGGGGAUUAUCACAAAGAACUAACGGGAACGUGCCCGGGAGUCAUGAGGGAAGGCAGCAGGGAAACCAGGCGGGGGGAAAAGUGGGUAAAUCCAUCGGUUGUGAGGAAAAUCACAAGGACCUCAAGGAAUGCAGUGCCCAGCAGAGAAUCCUCAUGGGAAAGAGAAAAAAUAUAUGCACUGAGUGUGGGAAAACCUUCCCUGGGCUCUCACACCUUAUUAUGCACCAGAGAAUCCACACGGGAGAAAGACCCUACGCAUGCUGCGAGUGCGGGAAAACCUUCAUUCGAAGCUCCCACCUUAUCAGACAUAAGAAAAUCCACACCGGAGAGAGACCCUAUGAAUGCUGCGAGUGCGGGAAAACCUUCGCUGUGCGCUCACACCUUAUUGUACACCAGCGAAUCCACACCGGCGAGCGCCCCUACGCAUGCCCUGAGUGCGGGAAAACCUUCACGCGAGGCUCACACCUGAUCAGACACCAGAGAACCCACCGCGGAGAGAGGCCCUAUAAAUGCUCCGAGCGCGGGAAAACCUGUCGCUGGCGGGAAAAUCUUACUAGACAUCAGAGAAUCCACACUGGGGAGAGGCCCCACGAAUGCCGUGAGUGCGGGAAAACCUUCAUUUCUCACUCACGCCUUACUCAACAUCAGAAAAUCCACAGCGGGGAGAGGCCUUAUCAAUGCAGCGAGUGUGGGAAAAAUUUCGGUCAGAUCUCAAACCUUAUUAGACACCAGAAAAUCCACACAGGAGAGUGACCCUGGACAUGCUGUGAGUGCGGGAAAACGUUUUCCCGGCAAUCACACCUUAUUAUUCAUCAGAGAACCCAUGUGGGAGAGAAGCCCCAUGAAUGCCGUGCGUGCGGGGAAACCUUUGCAAGGCACCCACACCUUAUCAGACAUCAGAGAAUUCAUACAGGGGAAAAACCCUACAAAUGCGGUGAGUGUGGGAAAAGCUUCAAUCACAGCUCAGCCCUUCUUGCACAUCAGAAAAUCCACACCGGGGAGAGGCCUUACAAAUGCCGUGAGUGCGGGAAACUCUUCUCACAAAAAAUUACCUGUGACCGACAUCAGAAAAUCCGCACCAGAGAGCGACCCUAUCAGUGCCGUGCGUGCGGGAAAACCUUCACGCGGCGCCCACACCUCGUUAGACAUAAAAUAAUCCACACGCGGAAGAGGCCCUCCGACUGCUGUGAGUGCAAGAGAAGCUUCAGCCAGAACUCCAACGUUAUUACUCAGCAGACAAAUCACAAGGAAGAAAAACCCUACAAAUGUCUUGACUGCGGGAAAAGAUUCAGUGUGAGAACAAGCCUCACUACGCAUUGGAAAAUCCAUACAGGAGAUAAACCCUACAAAUGUUUGGACUGCGGGAAAAGUUUCCAUCAGAGCUCACACCUUAUUACACAUCAAAGACUGCACAUGGGAGAAAGACCCUAUAGAUGCCUUGAGUGUGGGAAAAGUUUUAAUGAAAGUUCAUCUCUUACUAAACAUGGGAGAAUCCACACAGGAGAAAGACCCUACAAAUGCCUUGAGUGUGGGAAAAGAUUCAGUUUCAAAUCAGCCCUUAAUGCGCACCAGAGAACCCACACGGGAGAGAAACCCUAUAAAUGUUUGGUCUGUGGGAAAACCUUCAGUGAGAGCUCACAUCUUAUUAACCAUGGAAGAAUGCAUACGGGAGAGAAACCCCAUAAAUGCUUGGAAUGUGGGAAAAGCUUUCGUAAGAGGUCGUCCCUUAUUACACACCAGAGACUGCACACAGGAGAGAGACCAUAUAAAUGCCUGGAGUGUGGGAAAGAUUUUAGUGAGCGAUCAGUCCUUCUUACACACAAGAGAACCCACACAGGAGAGAAACCCUAUAAAUGCUUGGACUGUGGGAAAAGCUUCAGUCAAAGGUCACAUCUUAUUAACCAUGGGAGAAUCCACACGGGAGAAAAACCCUUUAAAUGCUUGGAAUGCGAGAAAAGCUUUAGUCAGAAAUCAUCCCUUAUUACACAUCAGAGACUGCACACAGGAGAGAGACCAUAUAGAUGCCUUGAGUGUGGGAAAGGAUUCAAUGAGCGAUCAUCCCUUCUUACACACAAGAGAACCCACACGGGAGAGAAUCCCUAUAAAUGCCUUGAGUGUGGGAAAAGUUUCAUUCAGCCAUCCAACCUUACUACGCAUCAGAGAGUGCACACAAGUGACAAACCCCAUAAAUGCUUGGAGUGUGGGAAAAGCUUCAGUCACAACUCCUACCUUACUAGACACCAGAAAAUCCAUACAGGAGAAAGACCAUAUAAAUGCUUGGACUGUGGAAGAAGUUUUGCUCACAAUUCAGGCCUUAUUGUGCAUCAGAGAAUCCACACUGCAGAGAAGCCCUAUCUAUGCUUGGAGUGUGGGAAAAACUUCAGCCACAAAUCAAAUCUUACUAGACAUCAGACAAUCCACCUGGGAGAAAGACCAUAUAAAUGCCUAGACUGUGGGAAACGUUUCAUUUAGACAUCAACCCUUGUUACACGCCAGAGAAUACUCACUGGAGAGAGACCCCACAAGUGCUUGGACUAUGGGAAAAGUUUCAUUCAGAUCUCACACCUUAUUAGACACCAGAGAAUUCAGGGCCGUCCUUAGGCAUACGUAGGGAACCUGAAAAUUUGGGGCACCCCUGGGUCUUAAUGUCCACCCAUCUGCCUCUUCCUAUCCCUGUUCUGACCCUCCCUGCAGGCACCCACCACAGCUGGCUGCUGCAGCCUGGUGAGUCUUCCUCUGGAGGGGAUCUAGUAACUUAAAAGUGAAAAAGCCUCCAGCCUGCCAGACCUAUUAGCACAACACUGAAACUGUUAAAGACCCACUCAAGGGGUAAUGAAGCCAUUUAACAGGCAUUUGCCAACCCCCAGGUAUAUACUGUCAGUUUCUGAAUUUACUGACCAAAACAGUUGUGCAUGACUGUGAUAUUUACUCAGAACAUGUCAGUCUACAGGACCUUAGUUUAAAAUUUGACUUAAAAAUAUUUCAUUAGUGUGUUGGUGAAGUUUAUAAAAUCACAUCUCUUAAAAAAUCCUUGCAGAGAUUUUUAGAUGCACAAUCUCAGUAUUCAUCUUUAGCCUUAAAUGCUUGGAUCUUCAGACAUAUAGUUUUUUAAAUAAAUCCUUCAAAAGACCCCCCUUAUCUAAAAUAUGCAUGCGAGCCCGGGCUGCCGUUGGGCAUCGGGGGACCAGUUUCAUAAUACUGCAUAGGGCCCCAUAAAUCCUAAGGGCGGCCCUGAGAGAAUUCAUACCGGAGAUAAACCUGAUAAAUCCUCCACUGUAGGAAAAGUUUCAUUGAGAGAACAAACGUUAUUGGACGUCACAGAAUCCACAAAGGCUAUACAUUUCAUAAACGCCUCAACUGUGGGAAAAGCUUCAGUAAGAGCUCAGAGCUGACCAGACAUCCGAGAACCCUCAAGGGUGAGGUACCCUAGGAACAGCUUGACUAGAUUCAGUCUGAGUUCACACAUCAGUGACCCACACAACAGAGAGACCUUGAAUGGGCAAAGCUUCUAGCCUGCCCCUGUAGUUCCAGGCAGCAGCAAAUCCACACGGGGAAGAAAGCUCUCAGAUGUCCUCAGGGUGGAAAAUGGUCCAAGUGGAGCUAACACGGAAUUGGACAUCGGAGACUCCUCCGCACAGUCGGGAAGUUCUCUCAGUGCCUUACUAGUGCUGGCCAUAGUAAUAAAUCCAUUUCCUACUUCCCCCACACACCAGGGGCCUUUGGCUCCCAAGGAUCCAGCUGCCCAUCUCUGGGGUGAGGAUACAGCGGUAGCUGUUUCAGCAAGCCCCAGGCAGAGGAGGGGAAGCCCCGAUCAGGCCCUCCUCCCUGCACCAGCCCUGGCUGCUGAGCUGAUGGGCCACAGGUGGUUUAAGGGGGAGAGAGAGAAACUCCUCCAGAUGCUCCCUCUGCCUUGCUGAACUCCCCCCCCCCGCCCUUCCCAGACAGGCUCCCCCUUCCAUGGAGAUUAGGAGAAGGACACUUGGGCCAGGCCUGACCUUCACUCUAUAGACACCUGUCUCACUCCCCUCCCUGUCUUCCACCAGUCCCUGGGCUGGGCUCCCCCAUGUACCUGGAGCUAUUUCAUGCAGAUUAAGUGUCCCUGGGGGCUGGCAACUCCUCCCCUUCCCAAAUCGCCCAGGGUUCUGGGGGAUCAGAUACUGAGGGACCAGGAGGAUGGGUUUUGUGGAGGAAACUGGGGAUUGAAGAAUUGGGGCGGCUAGAACUAGGAAGCACGGGGAACUGGGUGCUGGGGCUAUCGAGUGUUUGGGGACUGUGGGAUAAGAAGAGAGGGAGAGCACGGGGUAUAGAGAAGUACUGCUUCUUAACAUUCAUUCCCUCGGUACCUUUGUGAUGGGUUUUCCCAGGGUACAGCCUGGAACUGGGGUCCUGCUGAGCCCUCUGGCAUACCAGUCUGGGCUCCCUUACUCCCUAAGAAAGAGAGAUUUAAAAUCAUUAUAAGUAGUGAGCGUAUAGAUCAAAGCAGAUUACCAUAAGAAAUAAAACAAAACACAACCUAAGCCCUAUAAACUCGACAGGAUUUGAAUCAAGCAGUGUCUCGCCCUGUUAGCGGACAGAGGCAGGAAUUCUGUCCCGCCUGGGACCCCCUUCCCCACUUCAGUCUUUGUUCCUGACGUGUUUUCCGGUGUCGAGUUGUAGGGGGAGAGAGGCCCAGUGGUGAUGUCACUUCCCCCUUUUAUAGCUUCUUGCAGGUGGCGUGAACUUCUUUGUUUCAAGCCAAGCCCCCAGCAGGAGUCUGUGGAAAAGUACAGCAACAAGAUGGAGGCCAGUAUCCCAUGAUCUAGUCACAUGCCCGUGCAAGCUUCCAUGAGUUCUAGCAGCCGUUACUCAUACCCUGACUGAAGUGUCCACACGACAGAUCGUCCGGUCAGGAUAAGCUUUUCCCAUGGCCCGUUGUUUUUGCCGAUGGGCCAGUCAACUGGAAUAGGCCUUUCACAAUGUGCUGACUAGACUGGAGGUGGAGUAUUUUGUGUUUCCCAGGAGCAAACACAUUUGAAAUACAGAUGCAUAGUCAGCAUUUAUAACUCCAGCUACAACGAUACAAGCAUGCUCAAAUAAAUUGGUUAGUCUCUAA
Caretta caretta (loggerhead turtle) is the source of this 6028-nucleotide messenger RNA. NCBI's taxonomy places the organism in Eukaryota, Metazoa, Chordata, Testudines, Cheloniidae. The record is from RefSeq and is a predicted model, not a curated record.